This is a messenger RNA of Candoia aspera, 2222 nucleotides long. RefSeq names its product YY1 associated factor 2 (gene YAF2). The record is from RefSeq and is a predicted model, not a curated record. The coding region runs from base 244 to 786 and encodes 180 amino acids. Lineage: Eukaryota; Metazoa; Chordata; Lepidosauria; Squamata; Candoiidae. The transcript is spliced from 4 exons. Gene Ontology annotation, biological process: positive regulation of DNA-templated transcription. Gene Ontology annotation, molecular function: transcription coregulator activity; DNA binding. Gene Ontology annotation, cellular component: nucleus.
GUUUCCCCGACAGCUGGAGGUGGCGGCGGCCGCGCUUGGGAACAAGCGGGAGGCGGUAGCUGUUCGCCGCAGCAACAGCGGCUGCAGCGGCUCCUCCUCCUCUUGCUGCUGCUGCUGCUGCUUCCCUUCACUGAGUCCCUCCGCCUGAGUCCCAGCCCCCGCCUCUCCGAUCCUCCGCUCGCUCCUCCUUAUUGACAAAUACACAAAGGGCCGCGCCGGUCUGGAGACGCGUCUGGAGCCGGCAUGGGAGACAAGAAGAGCCCCACAAGGCCGAAGCGGCAGCCGAAACCCUCCUCCGACGAGGGCUAUUGGGACUGCAGCGUGUGCACCUUCCGGAACAGCGCCGAGGCCUUCAAGUGCAUGAUGUGCGAUGUGAGAAAGGGCACCUCCACCCGGAAACCUCGACCUGUCUCUCAGCUGGUUGCACAACAGGUUACCCAGCAAUUUGUGCCCCCUACACAAUCAAAGAAAGAAAAAAAAGACAAAGUAGAAAAAGAGAAAAGUGAAAAGGAAACUACUACCAAAAAGAACAGUCAUAAGAAAACCAGGCCCAGAUUGAAAAAUGUGGAUCGAAGUAGCGCUCAACACUUGGAGGUUACUGUUGGUGAUCUGACAGUCAUUAUUACAGACUUUAAAGAAAAAACUAAGUCACCGCCUGCUUCUAGUGCAGCUUCUGCAGACCAGCACAGCCAGAGUGGUUCUAGUUCUGACAACACAGAGAGAGGAGUGUCCAGGUCAUCUUCACCUAGAGGAGAAGCCUCAUCACUGAAUGGAGAAUCUCAUUAAAGUUUAUUUACUUCCGUUUCUUUAGUCUUUCCUCUCAAAAAAUUACAAAUAUAUACUUCUGCCAACAGUUACCACAUUUUCAUGACCUAUUAUCCACCAUGCAUGAUUAUGUUUACUCCAAUAUGAUUUAUGCAGUUUUUUACAAGCAGUGCUGCAGCGCACUUAAAUUGCACUGCAAUCUACAAAACAUUUUCAGAUCAACUUUUUUAUCUCCAUAUACAAUGGUGCCAUGAAAAUGUGGUUUGAAUGUUCUUGACACAGUGUUACUGGUAAGUCCAUUUCCUCCCUGACUUUAGUGAAUUUUAACAGAACUCUUGAUUCUAUGCUAUUGGCAUGUACUGAAUUUUAAAAAAUAGUUCAAGCUGCCUAAAUAUGUAUUAUUUGAGAAUUGUGAAUCAUAGUUAUAUGUAUGCAAGUCAAAGAUCAACUUAAUCAACUAUUGCUGCAAAAGACUUUUCGUAAUUAUUAUCUUUCAAACACCUGCUGGUACUUGGUGUGGUUGAAUAGGAAAAAUGUUAUUAAAUAAAACAUUUGUAUGAAUUUUUGCCAAUGUCCAACACAUUUUACUGGGUUAUUGUAACUGAAUAAUGUUGCUAGCUUCUCCAAUAUUUUCCUCACACAUUUAGAACAUUUAUUGUUAAUGUUUACAAGCAAAAAAAGUAAAUCUGUUACAUACAUUGUUUAGCUUUAUAAUUCAAAUAUAGUACUACCUUGUCCUUAUACACUGGUAUUCUAUGUUAUAGAACAUAAAUUUAUUCUCAAAUUAUUAGUCAUUUUGUUUGUUUUUUUAAAUCUAUAUCUUAAAACUACUGUUGUUGACUUUAAAAUCCCAAACAUGAUGCUGUCAUAAUUGGUAUUUUCUACUUACUUUCUCCCAGAUUUGCCCCAUGUUACAGUGGUAUAUCUGUUCAGCAGGAGGCUGGGAUCCAAAGAGGCUUUUAAGUUUGUAUAUGAGUUUUAGUGCAGGCUUAUGGUUUGUUUUGUUUUGUUUGGGGUUUUUUUAGCCAUAGUUCUUUGCACUGCACCAGAGAGCAUUCCCAAAGAUCUCCCAAGAUUAAAAACAGGCAGUGCAGGGGACUGCAGCUGGAAGAGGUGAACUUUAAAAGCAAUGGUGCCUGUGUGUGUGUGUGCGUGUGCGUGUGAAAAGAACCUGUGCAGCCUUUAGGAUUCAGGCCAGUGAUAUUAAAUGUUGCACCAGAGUAAAUAAAUAAGCAAGUGCUGUAUGUAUAACAUUGGUUUCUAUAUCAGCCUUUUGCUUUUUUUUUUAAAGAACUUUUAUUAAAUAAUAUAGAGUAAAUCAUAGGAAAAAUGCAAUUCUUUGUUUUUGAUAUAGUGGUGGACAUUUAUGCAUUUAGCAAUAUAUAGAUACAGAACAAAAGGAUUUACAGUCCCAUUCGGUAUUAUGUAAACCUUCCAAUAAAAUAUUUUUAUGAGUA